AUAGAUCGACUUCCUCUGUUUGACUACGACUCAGUGUUAGUGCUCUGCGCUGUUUAUAUACUUGCCUCUUUCCGUCCGGAUUCUCUCGGAUCUCCUUUGCUCUCCGGUACCCCAGCUACUAGCUUGCCGAUACAUCAUUCUCCAUGGAGUGCAUGCGCAAUCAACUCGUUGAAGGUCGUGUGCUAAAUGGGCGGUAUGAGACCAUCUCGCCUCUCAACCAUGGCUCCUUUGGCAUGGUCUUCACCGCGCGCGAUCUCCAGUCCGGUGAUCUUGUAGCUAUCAAAUGCUUGACCAAGAGCACUGGCGAGACUGUCUGUCCUACCAGUGGCUUUGCUGUCGAUGACCAGUCCGAGGAGGUUGCCAUCCACCACAAGAUCGACCACCAUCCCCACAUUGUCAACUUGGUACAAUCUUUCGAGACUGAUCAUCACAUCUACCUUGUUCUUGAGUUCUGCUCCAAUGGCGACCUCUACGAAGCCAUCCGUCUCGGCAAGGGGCCACUCGAGACCGAGCAUGUACGAGACUUUAUGCUUCAGCUUGUCGGUGCUGUCGAAUAUCUCCACGCCCGAGGCAUCUACCACCGAGACAUCAAGCCUGAAAACAUAUUCCUGACCGCCUCGGGUUCCAUGAAGCUUGGUGACUUUGGAUUGGCUACUACCGAGCACUGGAACUUUGAGUCGGCUGUCGGCAGUGAUCGCUACAUGGCUCCUGAGCAGUAUGAUGUGAGUGUUAAUGGCUAUUCUCCUGCAAAGGCAGACGUUUGGGCUAUCGGCAUCUGUCUCCUCAAUGUUCUCUUCUCCAGGAACCCAUUUGCUACCCCGACCAUCUCCGAUCCUCUAUUCUCCGAUUUCGCUGCCGAUCGCCAGUCCCUCUUCGAUGUCUUUCCAAACAUGUCUCAGGACGCCUACGAGGUCUUGACUCACUCUUUGGCUAUCGAUCCGAACAAGCGGUCCCUAUCGGCAGUCAGGGAGGCUCUGGAACGUGCUGUCAACUUUACCACUGACGAUGAGACUCUCGACGACUUCUGCACUGACAACCGCGAUGUCAUCCCGGCUACCCUUGAUCGUGAGCCCCUGCGUACUCCUUCCAUCUCUUCGCCUCAAGUUGACACCAACGGCUCCUUCCCCUGGGCCAAGGCCUUGGCAAUGUCGCCUCCUCAGCAGAUUCGUCAACUCUCCACCAUCAAAGACACGGAGAUUUACGAGGAUGGGGAAGAGGAGAUGUUCCCGUCAAACCAGGACUGGUAUGGUGUCAAGCGAGACUCGGCAUCAGCAAUCUCCUUUGUUGACUCUGGUCUCGGUGUCUCUUACAAGUCUCACGAGAGCUCAGAUGCCAAGCCGAUGGACAUGAACCGCUCCAAGCCUGUCACAAUCUCAGGCUCCUUGCCCAUCAACUUCUCCAAAGGCCCUACCCUGUCCAGUGUACUCGGCAAGAAGCGUGACUUUGGUUCCAAGAGCUGGAGUGACCUUUGGGACGAGGAGGAAGAAGAGCACGCGAGCAGCAGUGAGACUGAGAACGAUGACGUUACCCCUAUGCCGACCAACAAGGCGAAGAUCUGGGGCCGCGAGAGCGAGUCUGGUGUCUCAACCCCUCGUGCAGGCUUGUCUGAGAUGAAUGCUGCUACUGUCAACAAUAGCAGGAACCGAAGCCCGGUAUCUCAGUCCGUUGACCAUCGUGUCAGCGAACUUACCGGCUUCAUCUUCGAAGACCAUGCUACGACUCCUCACGUGGCAAAGUACUCUCCACCAUCAAAGCGAAGUCCCAUGGACCGUUGGGCCAAGCUUGGUGAUCUCCGUCGUGGUGUACCUACCCCAAAGAAGGACCCUCUGCCGAAGAAAGAGGUGUCGCCAAUUAAAGAAGUAUCGUCUCCGCCCAGGGAGACUCCUCGCAAGCGAAGCCGUGCGGCUUCUUGGAGACGUCAGCUACCGUGGGUUGGCUCCGGUCAAGUUGACAAGACAAACAACAAAGAUAGCCAUGGUUUAUGGGAGCGCAAGGACUGGAGCGCCAGCAGGGAAUGGCUUACCAGUAACGACUGGCGCCGCCACAAUAAUUUGAAGGCGCAGGCAUCGCAAUAUCAGCCGGGCAGGCUGCACGACGAUAUUGGCGAUCUAGAGUGGGUUGGAGGUUGGAACGACCUCCACUUGUAGUCUGGCUCUGUCGUGAUGGAGCAUCACAGCACCGUCUCAGUUUUUCCUUUCGUCUCUUUCAAUCAUCUCCUCUCAAUCACGGUAAGCAAGCAAGCAGCAAGAGUUGGCGCGUUCAGGCAUAGCAUCAGAGCAUU
This is a messenger RNA of Pseudovirgaria hyperparasitica, 2281 nucleotides long. RefSeq names its product kinase-like protein. The coding region runs from base 144 to 2147 and encodes 667 amino acids. The transcript has a single exon. NCBI's taxonomy places the organism in Eukaryota, Fungi, Ascomycota, Dothideomycetes, Acrospermales, Acrospermaceae. Gene Ontology annotation, cellular component: cytoplasm. Gene Ontology annotation, molecular function: ATP binding; protein serine/threonine kinase activity. The record is from RefSeq and is a predicted model, not a curated record. Gene Ontology annotation, biological process: peptidyl-serine phosphorylation; autophagy.